UAUGUAACCCGGUAUAGCUUAGCUAUCCAAGGGACGAGCGCACACUUAUAUAUAUACACUCCACACUUUAUACUUUAUGGUGGAACAUCUGGACGGAGAUUUUUUACCAGCUAACAUCAGCAUUAGAGAGGGAUGUGUCAUUGUUCCCUGUUCUAGUCUGCCUUAUCACUAGUGAUUGGGCGAGAUUUUGGAGUAUUUUACAUCUGUCAACUGUCAUCUGCUUGACAAUGACCGCUACAUAGGCUUGGCUAUAGUUUAAACUAAUUCAGAAGGUGUGAAAAAAGCAAAAACCGAAAGGAAACACAUAUUAAUUUAAUAUAAACGUAGAGAGACCAGUGGAUUUUAUUGUGUGGAGUACAAUAUUUAAUAUAAUUAUCAUGUCGACUUUGAAAAAAUGUGUUUCAAUUUGCAUGUUAGCUUCUUUAUUGUGUGUGCUUUUCGUGGAUGGAUAUAACACAUAUCCCCGGAGAUCUGGCCGUGCCAGUAUCUGGGGGACAUGUCCCACCCAAUGCCGCUGCAUGGCACUCAACAGUCGAGGUACAAGGGGAGUCAUAGAAGACUGGAGUUCUGCACGUCUCGAUGGACGCACCAGCGGGGACGAGCCCAACCCAUUGGGCCGAAGCAUGGUGUGCCAGGGUUUAAGAAGACUCCCUAAACCGAUCCCCCACGAUGUUACAAAAAUGACUAUAUACGGUGACAGUAGCAGUCAAGUUGCACGUCCAUCUGUUCCUGCUGGCGACGGUGUCCAAAACGACCGUGUCCCGCUCAUCUCCGACACACAGAUCCGGUACAUAACUCGUGACUCCUUCCGAGGAAAUGCACGCAUGCAGGAUAUGACUCUAAGUGGAAAUAACAUUGGGAUUCUGUACCCCAACAUAUUUUCGUCGCUGAGGACACUGCGCGUGCUGUCUCUACCCAAUAACAACAUCCGCCAUCUUUCCGCGGCGGCCUUUAGUGGGAUGACCUACCUUUCCGAACUGAGUAUGUCUGAUAACAUGAUCAGAUACUUACCACAAGCUAUUUUCCGUCCCCUGGGUAACCUUAGGAAACUCCGUUUGAACGGCAAUAAACUUCGUCGUCUACCACGUGACAUACUGAGUCCCCUGACGAAUGUCGCCGUUUUGGAUUUAUCAAGGAACAAUUUUACUGAUUUUUAUGAUGAAGUGUUUGAUGACAACACAGCCAUGGAAGAACUUCUGCUGAACGGAAACAGAAUCUGGACAGUUCGAGCGCGAUGGUUCGAAAAACUGAUCUUGUUAAGAAGUCUUUCAUUGCGUGGAAACGCCAUCACGCGCAUCGAGUCCAACUCUUUUGUUAACCUUUUUAACCUCGAAGAACUUUUAUUAUCUGCAAAUCACAUCGCUGAAAUUGAAGAUGGCGCUUUCAGAAACUUGAGAGAUCUUAGAAUUCUCGAUCUGGCCACCAACGAUAUCGAACAUAUCACAAAAGAAGGACUGCUUGACCUUGAAUCUCUCGAGGAGUUGUAUUUAUCAUCAAACAAUAUAGUCGACAUCGAAAACGGCACUUUUACGUUCUUACGGAGAUUGACAAGGCUUGAUCUGUCACGAAAUCAUAUCACGGAGAUAAGCACUGGUGUUCUCCGAUCUCUCAUGCUUCUUCAAUAUCUCGAUAUGUCUCAUAAUAAAAUAAUGGCACUUCCUCCGAGAGUUUUGUUCGGACUGUCAGAACUCAAGGAAAUAUCGUUUGAUAGCAAUUUUAUUAAAACUGUUGGUGAGGACGCCUUCAAGACUACACCUUCUACUUCCGUGUCAAAGAUCACAGCGGUCAGUCUACAAAACAACGCCAUUAAGGAAAUCUCGGCAGCAGCAUUGAGUUCGCUUCCGCAAUUGAGAACUUUGAAUUUAGGUCACAACAAAAUCAAGCGUAUACAUAGCAUGGCUCUGUCAAACUUCUGGAACCUUCAGGCGUUAGACCUGAGUGAUAACAAAAUUAAAAAUCUCAACAAUGGGGUUUUCAAAAACUUGCAGAAAGUAACUAAUUUGGAUUUGUCUCAGAACAAAUUAAGACGUGUGUCUGACACUAUGCUAUCCGGAAUGAGCGAACUGGAGGAGCUUGAUCUGUCCUUAAACAGUAUCACGUCAAUAUCUCCUCUCGCCUUUCGCUAUAUGCAAAACUUAGUCGAGCUCACUUUAAAAAGCAACCGUUUGAUGGGUUUCAAUUUUACCUACAUAACCAACCUACCGAAGUUGUCGAUCGUUGAUCUUAGUAGCAACCAUCUUUUCUGGGUGGAUUUGUCGGGGAAUAUUCAACUGCGGCUCCGGGACCUUAUCCUGACCGACAACAAGAUUAACACAGUCACACAAGAUGUCACCAAGAUCUUAGCAGCGUCGUCCAUCUUAAGUCUGACCGGAAAUCCGCUUGUUUGUGACUGUAAUAUGAAGUGGAUUUUGGAUCCGGUGCUUACCAGGAAGAUCAGACUUGACAUGGAAAGUGACCUUAUCUGCAAACUGCCAAACCGCCUCCACGGACUCAGGAUUCGAGAUCUUGAUCCCAACGACUUAACGUGUGAAGUCACCGAUACCCAUGGUGAUCAAGGAUCGUUCAUGUGUGACGACAGUCACUUCCGGAUGAGAUCCCUCUUUAACAACAGGUUGGGAGAGAAAAAAAUCCUGAAACGUCACGUGACCAUAAUGGAUAGUUUACGCAAGGACGUACUGGGGAACGGAAUUCUCGUAAACGACAACUGGGCUCUGGUAUCUGGUGACGUUGUAGGCGAGGACGAUCUUGUUUCCACCAUGACUGGUGUUAAGAUCCGAGUAGGACGAAGCAAGUCAAUGCGUACCGUAGCAAGCGCAAUACGUCAUCCUCUGACGUCAUGGAGACAAUACAACGUGGCCCUAUUACGGUUAGACAAUACACGGAAUAAGAAAUCCAACAUAGAAUCUCCUUGUCUGAUGACAGAAAAACAAUUUAACAUGAUUUCUCAAAUCUAUCCUAAAAUCACGUUGUCGACGAGAAUUGGUGCUGGCAGAAGCAAACUAAAGCCCCGUCACGGCAAAAUGCAAUCAAUCUGUAAAUAUCCGAGUUAUUUGUGUGUGAAAAUCAAGGGAUCAAAGAAACGAGCCAGUGAGUACAUGUUGUUGUCAGGAUCACCGUUAUUCUUGGGGUAUUCUGGCGAUUUGAAUCUCGCAGGGAUUGGAUUUGGAGACUGGAACUAUGUUUCAAAAACCUCCGAAUCUCUCUUCAUUCCGGUAUGGACUAUUUCUGAAUGGAUUAGUGAUGUCAUACGCGAGUUUGAUUCCACUUGUUCAAAGGAAAUGAGUAUCGGAAGACCCAACCAGUGUCUGAGGUCAUUGCAGCUUCCAACCUCUGCUGCGCUAUUGGCAAAAAUACGUCAGCCAGAAAGUCAUUAGCACAGGACUAUAUAAAUGCCAUCAUUUACAUUCGUCUACUCAGAAACAUUUCACGUCCAUCUUCUCACUUCCAGAUUUAAUUGAAACGAUCUUGUAUCGUUUACACAAAGCAGGUGCUUUAUAGCUACAAGUGUUUGGAUUGGAAACGCUGCCCUUUAAAACAGAUAAAUAUCCAGGCUUGUUUUAACCUUUACGUAUAGCUGGUUUUUUUUACUUUAAACAGCGGGUAUAAAGAACUCUCAUUCAGAUACUAUUUAUAAAUUGCUAUGUUUAAAAGCUUAUCUUAUUUUGGAGUAAUUGUCGAAAUUAUCAUUUAUGCACAUUAUGCUGUAAAACCUUUAUUUAAUUUCCGAAAUAUUGUAUUCCGAUCGGUGCAUUUGAAAGAUGAAGAAACUAGAGGACAUAUAAGUUAAAUUUGCAUCGAUCUAAUGGUGUUGCAGUUGGACGCUACUAAACGAAGGACGGAUUAUGCGAAAACUUUCAACAAACUGCUUUUACAAUGUCACAUCAUUUCGUUUCAUGUUUUGUAUGAACCUGAUAACGUGCUUUUACUUUAUACAGAAUACAUGUAAAUGGUAGAUCUGUUGUCAGUAAAUAUACUUUCAUUUGUCAUCGAGUUCUUAAAACAUCAUGUUUUUUUUUCAGUUGGAGGAUAUGUCUCGCUAUCAAGUGCUAUAAUUGGCGGAAAACUUAGAACAGUGUGUUAGUUUGUUUAUCUCGGUAACCAAAUGUUUCCCCUCCUUACAUAGUAUCCAAAUUUAUUGUAUAUUCAUCCAGGCUCUAUAAAAUCUCAGUAAGAUUGUGAAUAACUUUAGCUGUUCUGAAGCAGGGUACAAUAUUCGCUAUCAAAGAAUUCGUUUUCUUAUUUCCUGAAGUUAACACAUUGAAUUGUCUGCAUUUACCAACACGUUAAGAUAAUUUUCCUUCAGUUGUUUGUUUUAGAUAAAUAUAACAAAUUUGAUUCCUUCAGCAAUUAAAUAUGUAUAUUGAUAUUUAUAUAUUGAUAUUCAAUCUGUCUAUAUAUUUUUGAUGUUUUUUUUUCAAUUGUCAAUUUCUUGUAAAGAAUGAAAAGAACGUGUUGUAAUUUAUCUAUAAAACGAGAAGUGAAGUUCAACACUAUUAAAGAAUUCAUUAUCAGACAUACAAGAGGAUUUUUUCUCUCUCACGAUUCCUCUUACUUUGGUAGUAGAUAUUUAGAACAAUACUUGAAACAACUAAUUGUUACAUUGUUAACUGGUGUUGUGUUUAUUUUUCAUUAAGUCGGAAAUAUUCGCGCGGUUAUUAAGUAUCGAUGUUGUCACCUCCAUAAUACAGUGUAAUUUAUAUUAAAUUUUUUGUAUGUCGCUGUGUUGUUUCUGAGGCCAGCACAUUUUAUAGAUCAAAUUUCUAAUUUUCUUUUGCAAAUUUUCUUUCUCUUUAUAUGCUUUUUGAUAUUUCUGUAGUUUAUUUUAAAUGUGAGCAAAUCGUAUGUGUUCUAAACUGUUUUUAUUAUCGUGCUCGAUUCUUUAUAUCUAUAUACAAGGAUAUAGUUCGUCAAUGAAGUGUUUUUUAUCACGAUGUAAUUAUUUCUAAAAUUUCAUUAUACGUUCAAACAAAUCCCCUUUAUAUCAUAAGUAAUAUUUACCCCCCUGAAAGAAUUACCAUAUAUGUGAAAAUAUCUGUUUUGUGAAAAACGGUUCUACUUGUGAUAAAGAAUUGUGCCGUGUUGAACUAUUUCGGGUGAACCGGAAUCUGAACUUGUGUGAAUUUACAGGAAUAUUAUGCCUUUGUGAUAGCGUCACGUGACUGCUGUUAAUCACGAGCAUUUAGGCUACUAUGUAUAUUUGUAUUCUGGCCAGUGUACAUUGCUUAGUACAGAAAUAUAGAAUGUAUAUAUGAUUACUUUCAAUCAAAAUGCUUGUUGAUUUACGUGUUGCUUUCAUUACUUGUUACUCUGUUAAUUUAUGAUUUCAUGUUAAAUCGUUGUAAAUAUUUCAUCAUGGAUACAAUAUCGUGUUAUGCACGUGCUGCCGUAUUCCUAUUUUAUCUUUUCGCGUUCAAAAAGCAAUAGGUUUCUUACUCUGUUGAACUAAACAUGAUUGUUGUAAAUUAUUUUGACUUUUUAGUAAAAAAACAUCAUACAUGA
Messenger RNA from Ylistrum balloti, 5499 nucleotides. RefSeq names its product insulin-like growth factor-binding protein complex acid labile subunit. The transcript has 4 exons. Gene Ontology annotation, cellular component: extracellular matrix. The record is from RefSeq and is a predicted model, not a curated record. The coding region runs from base 378 to 3374 and encodes 998 amino acids. Lineage: Eukaryota; Metazoa; Mollusca; Bivalvia; Pectinida; Pectinidae. Gene Ontology annotation, molecular function: protein binding.